Messenger RNA from Chelmon rostratus (copperband butterflyfish), 5517 nucleotides. RefSeq names its product A-kinase anchor protein 7-like. The transcript has 10 exons. NCBI's taxonomy places the organism in Eukaryota, Metazoa, Chordata, Actinopteri, Chaetodontiformes, Chaetodontidae. The record is from RefSeq and is a predicted model, not a curated record. Gene Ontology annotation, molecular function: protein kinase A regulatory subunit binding. Gene Ontology annotation, cellular component: cytosol. Bases 392 to 1885 code for a protein of 497 amino acids.
UUCUGUUGUUUGUUUUGACAUUAUUGUGCUAACAAUGACGGCCACCAACGAACGAUGAGAACACCAACAACUAAAAUGACACGUUAUCUAAAUGAAAUUCGCGUUAGUUUUGCUAUUUAACUGCACAGCUCCGUUACAGUUAGCUAACCGUUAGCUAGCGCAACAGAUGUUGACUGUGCGGCGGUGUGAUUCAUUUCAACAGGUGAUAGCUACAGACAGGUCUGUCUUUAUAGGUUUGACGUUGGUGACUAUCUCGAAGAGAGUUGUAGACUUAUUUUGCGACAUUUUUUGCGGCUAGGAUAUCUAUAGUUAGCUGUGAUGCGUGUUGAACUAGCCAUCUGUAAACGUCAGUUGUACGUUAGCUAAAGUUUGCCACUGUUGGUUGAGUGCCAUGCUCCUUGGCCGUAUUCUAAUCAGAUCGAUCUGUUCAAAAAGUGUUGGUUUACAGAGAGUUUUUGCUGUCAGUGAACUAUCAGUUCGGAGGCUAUAUCCCAUAUCUACCGGUCACUGUCGUAACGUCAACGCGCUUAAGACAUCUGCACACCGGUUCCGACUCAAGGCACAAUCCUGUCUCUAUCAGCUUACAGUGUGUGAUAUGCAGGCAGCCAGUAUCUGUUAUGGCAAAGAAACCACUGUGGUUGCCUUAGAUGACGAUGAUGAUGAAGAUGAUGAUGAAGGUGUGGUUGGACAGAACAGCCGGGAUGAAAAUGAGGACUUGAAGAAGACAGUUGUGAUCCCUGAUCAGGUGCAGGCAGUCAGCAUGGAGGUGCAGCAAGAUGAGACUGACUGUAGAGCUCCAGCAGGAUCAAGUGAAAAGAGCACAAAGAGGAAGAUGAGGAGGGAGAAGAGGAAAUUGAUGAGGAAAAAGCUCAAGUCAGCUGAUACUUCAGAUAAUUUAAUGUCAGAGCUUCCGUUCUCUCUGACCAGCCCCACCACAUGGAAAGACCUGGGAUUCCCCAGCCCAGAGUCAACCCAGAAGAAGAGAAAGAGGAAGAGAGGAGACGCUGGAGGGCGAGUGGACAGUGAAGAGGAUGCAGAGAAGAAGAAGAAAAAGAAAGAGAGCCAGCGACCCAACUACUUUGUCUCCAUCCCCAUCACUAACACACAGAUCAGUUCAGGUGUGAUCGAGGUCCAAGAUGCGAUACUCCAGCAGGAGCCCCGAUUGGCCAAAACCAUGAUCCCUGUCCCAACUCUCCACGUCACGCUAUUAGUCACUCAUCUCGCCAAUCAGGAGCAAGUGGACCUGGCGGCAGCCGUGCUGGCUCAGAUCAAGCCGUCACUGGCUGAGCUGCUGGGUGGGCGGGAUCUGGUGCUGCCCUUCUCAGGGAUCGGUCAUUUCAGGAAGGAGGUGGUGUUUGUUGGGCUGGCCCAAGGACAGCACAGACACACACUGGACAGUGUGGCAGAGUUGCUGCAGAGCCGUUUUGUGGAGCAGGGUCUUCUGCAAGAAGGCAGUCGUGGGUUUGAACCCCACCUCACCAUUAUGAAGCUGUCCAGAGCAUCAAAACUGCGAUCCCAGGGUAUUAAGCGUGUGGACCCAGCCCUCUACUCCAACUAUACAAACAAGUUUUUUGGAGACCAGACAGUUGAGCGAGUCGAUCUUUGCUCCAUGUUGAAAAAGAAGCAGCAAGACGGAUAUUACCACACUGAGACUUCACUACAUCUUGGUGGGCGUCGCCGAUCUGAGCCUGACGAGGCGGAGCUACUGAGGGUCAGCAGGCGAUUGGUCGAGGAUGCGGUCAACCGCGCCUUGCAACAAUACAAACAAGAAACACUUCAAAAUGGGGGCGGGCCGAAUGCCGCUGCAGCGCAGCCCCCUGGAAACGCUGAGGAAACAAAGACGGACACAGCUAGAGCUAACGCCACUACAGACAACAGGAAGUGACAUCAUCGGACUGAGGCCCAGACACUGAAAAACCAGCAGCCCAGAAGACAUCAGCCAGGCCUGGCUAACCAGGAGAAGAGUCAGUAAGCCCUGGGCACAAAGCCUGAACCAGCCAACCAGUCAGCCCAGUUUGCUGACUAGCUAACCCAGCUAGCCAACCACAACGGCUAGCCAGUCAUGCAAGCUACCUAAACAGUGCUAGUUAAAUAGAUAAUGUAGCUUGAGUUCAGUGCUGUGACUGUCCCAGUAGGCCAGCUAGCUAAGCCUGUCAGUUAACUCACCAACUCUGGUGUCCUGCAUCUUAACAGCAAGGAUAUCGAUCGCCACUCAGCUGUGGGUCUGUGUUUGCACGCCAAACCCAGAAAACAUACGUGAAGCACUCCUCUAGAGACACACGAGCGCAUCUAGGGUUCACCUUGACCCGUCUCACAAACUGCCCUUUUAGAAUAAGAUAAAUCAUGUUUUGUAGACAGUUCACCAUCACCUGCACUUAAAAUGAGACUCAAUAUCCUCAUUUUCCCUUCCUCUCCCUCUCCCUCUUUCUCCUUAACUUCAUUGUUUCAGGUGAAGAAAAAGUGCAGUUUUCUUUGAGCAUAUGUCUCUCUUGGAAAAUCAGUGCUGUCUUCUUGGAUAAAAGUUACUCAUCUGCUCAUGUUUGUGGCUGCAGAUGAUCCGUGAAAAGAGCUGGUUUGACUGACGGAGUCUGAGUUGUGAUUGGAUUCUUCAAACUUAAGAAACCGCAAGUUUGACUUUGUGCAAGUUUUUCUUUGUGUGUGUGCGCGUGUACUUUGCAGCUAGUCUGGGUCCAAAGCACUUUCAGCUCAGUUCAGUUUCAGAAAACGAUCUUCUUUAAUCGAUUUGAUUUCACUUUUUACAUGAGAUACCAAACUGCAUUUGUGACUUUAUUCUUUGAGUUGUUUAGAGAAAGUGAUCUGGCCCCAGCUACGCUUUAAGUAUUAUAUGCUUCUGUUGUAUUAACCAAGUACGUCCUGCUGAUGCAGCACUGAGACAAUCAUCGGUCUGAGCUAAAUUCAGCCCUAAGCUCUGAAUUCACAUAUUUAAACAGAAACUAAAUGAUACAAGCUUUUUCUAACUCAACCUGGACUCCUCUGUUGGAUCCACAAACACUAUGGGAGCAUACUUUACAAAAGAUGUCAGGUGAAUUGGAGAUACUGAGCUGCUGAUGCUAAAGGGUAAAAUGACACUCCAACGAUACACUACAAGUUGCCAAGAAUGCAUUUUUACUUCACAAAACCAUUCAUGACCUGAGUGCUUGUCUCAAUGGAAACUCAAAAUCUAAUUUUUAUGUUGUUAUUCGACGCAGGCUUUCAUAACCCAGCUACCUGCCUGACCUCAUAUAAAUGUCACCGUUUUAUGUUCUGAUUCUUUGUCAGUUUUUUUUUUCCCUGUGAAGUGAACCUGAAGCGGCAGCACAGCCGUUUGAGGCUCAGUGUUUCUUGGGACUAUUUAUGCUGAUAUUCUGUGUUCCUGUACAUGUUAGAGCAGUUUCCCAGAUGCUGAAGUUGGGGAGGUUAACUCAGACAAUCGCUGCUGUCAGCUGAAACCCCUCCGGCUCAUUAGUUCAGUGUCUUCCAUCCAUCUUUUUCUGUUAAACUUGAAAAUGAAGUUGGCCUUUCGUGCUCCCCAACUCCAGAAACACACAGGCAUCGGUGUGAAAUUGAAGGAGAUUUUUUUUUUUUUUUUACUUGACUCCCUGGAGAUAAGGCUUUUGACUGACAGCAAGAUGAUGAUGAUACAGCUAAGAUGAAGGUAUACUCUGUUAUUUUAUCCUUUUUAACUAUUAUUUAUAAUGCUUUGCUGUUACAGAAGGAUAGUUGCUUCCCUGUUAGAGACAUGAGUUUCAUGUGGAAAAAAAUGAAGAGAUUUCAUUUUGAAAUGAGAGAAGGAGUUUUCAGUUUACAUUCAAAGGUGAAAAAAGCACAAAAUUACACAUUUGUUAUAUGAAUGUCAUUGGUUUCACUUUUUAAAGAGCAGGUAAAGACAGUAUAUGCUGUUAAAUCAAACCACCUCUGUUCAAAGUGGCCUUAAGUCACUGAAACAAAUUGAUGUGAUUUUUCUGUAAGUGCUUAAAGGUUCUAUAUAUGAGAUUUUGAACAUUAAUAUAGCAGCAAACAAGUAUUUGAUAUGUAAAGAUAUAGUGGAGUAAUGGUGGCUUCUCUGUUUUUUGUGUUAGUAGCCAGCCCGGCUGCAUGUGCAUGUUAGCAUGCGAGUCCCUCCUCACGUUUAUAAAGAGGUUCAGGCUGAAAGCAGAGCGUUACUCGCGUGCUUCACUGCCGGAUCAUUUAUUUUGUUUAUUCGUCCCAAACAACCAGAAUAUCUUAACGCACAUUAGCUGUAAGCCAGCGAGCUACGGCAGGGCAGAGGAUGUGAGGAUCCCUGACUGAACUCAGCAUUCAGGAGAGAGUUUGGUUCUUUCUGUUAUUUUCCCGAAGUGAAGGUCGACACCUCCGCGGCUCGGGGACGAGAAGUGAGAGCGCAGAUAAAUCGACUUUUUGAUCCCAAAAGCUACAAAAAAAAAAAAAAAAAAAAAAUCAAGUCGGCUCCUCUUCCGCUGGUAAACGUCUCCGGAUCAGAGCAGAAUCCGGUGCGACUGCAGGUUCUUAUUCCUCCAGAGGCUCCGGUUCUGCCGCCGGCUCUCAGUAACGCCCCAGAUUAUUUUCACAUCGAAUUUUGAAUUAAGGGUUUAUCUGAACCAAAGCAGAGUUAGCGAUUGUUGGAACAGUGAGAACACAAAACCAAGAUGGUUUUACUGAGUUUUAUUUUGUUUAUCUUGAAUGAAGCGUGUUAUCCAAUGGUCUGCGAAGCAAAAUUACUAAUUUCGUAAAUGGAGUCUGGUUGCUUUGAGGCGAGCGAUGUAACGGCUGUUUGUAGUGAGGGGGGAGGUGUGGCCGAGACACCCUGAGCACGACAUCUAGUGUCAGCCAAUGUCGUAUAUAGAACCUUUAAGGUGACGAUGCAUAGGUGUAGGGGUGAUGAAGGCUCAUUUUGCUGUAAGAUUUGCCAAAGUCUCUUAAAAUGUCAACCUGUGGCUAAAGAGUUGCACUCUUGAGUUAAAUGUUAAAACUGUCCACCGUGAAACACAAUUCAUGUCAUUUCUGUUUUGAGGUAAAUGCGUGAGCACAGAGAAGCAGAGACUGUUCUCCAGCUCAGAUUUAUUUCCCUCCCGUGUAAACAGGUGUGAGCUGGAAAACGUGCUGUCAACCCUGUGAAAUCCACUUAAGUCCUGUCACUGUGGGCUCAUUGAAACGUCAAUAACAAAGGUGAAUUCUGUCUUAAGGUGGACUUUGAACGUACUCGUUUUGAUCUUUUACUGUCACCGGAUCCUUAAUCUCCUUAAAAUCCCCUUUAAUACACAAGUUGUCCUAUUGGCCUGUAUGGUUACUCUGUUCAUCUGUGUGUGUGUGUGUGUGUGUGUCUGCCGGAUGUUUGAUCAAUGGUUCCCCAGAGAAAUUCUUGUCUCUUAUCAAUCAUGGCCACUCGGAGCUGUAUGUGUGUGAAACGUCUAUACAAAUUUGUCUUUUCGGUUUGUCCGUCUGACUGCGCGUGCGUGUUGUUUGUACUGUGUUGUAUAUAUUGUCCUGCCAUAUUUGAACAAUAAAACAGGAUAUGAG